AUGGCGUUCACUGAGCUCUUGGAGCAGGCAGGGGGCGCGGGCCUCUUCCAGGCCCUCCAGAUCCUCACUUUCUUCCUCUUCUAGGUCUGGGUGCCAUUCCAGUUAGUUGUGGAGAACUUUUCAGCCGCCGUCUCAGGCCACCGCUGCUGGGCUCACCUGCUGGACAACGGCUCCAAGGCUCCCACCAACCUCAGCCCCGAGGCCCUCCUGCCCGUCUCCAUUCCGCUGGGCCCCAACCAUGGGGCCCCCAAGUGUCUCCGCUUCCCACCACAGUGGCAGCUCCUGGACCCCAACGCCACGGCCGCCAACUGGAGCAAGGCCGACACAGAGCCAUGCAUGGACGGCUGGGUCUACAACUGCAGCGCCUUCACCUCCACCAUCGUGACUGAGUGGGACUUGGUGUGCGACCACCAGGGCCUGAAGCCCCUAGGCCAGUCCAUCUACAUGGCUGAGGCCAUGGUAGGAUGCAUCGUCUGCGGCUUCCUCUCCCACCGGUUUGGGCGGAAGCCAGUUCUGAGCUGGUGCUGCCUGCUGGUGGUCAUGGCCAGCAUCAGCACCGUCGUUGCCCCCAGUUUCCCCGACUACUAUGGCCUCCGGUUUCUGAGCGCUGGGCUGUCUGGCAUCCUCCUGACCUCCGCGAUGCUCAUGGUGGAGUGGACCAUGACCAGCAUGAGGGCCAUCACCAUGGCGAUCCUGGGGUCCACCUACAGCAUCGGCCAGAUGGCCGUGGGCGGCCUGGCCUUCACCCUGCGGGACUGGCGAACCCUCCAGCUGGCCAGGUCAGUGCCUUUCUUUGUCAUCUUCCUGAUAUCCUGGUGGCUGCCAGAAUCCGCCUGAUGGCUGAUUAUCAUAGGAAAACCAGAUCAAGUGCUUCAGGAACUCAAAAAGGUGGCCAAGAUAAAUGGUCACAAGGAAGCCCAAAAGACACUGACCAUAGAGGUACUGAUGUCCAGCAUGCAGGAGGAGGUGGCCUCUGCGAAGUCCCGCCAGUCAGUGCUGGACCUGUUCCGCCUGCCCGGGCUCCACGGGAGAACCUGCAACCUGUUGGUGGUGAAGUAUGCUGUCCUGUCUUCUUCCUCACCCGUCUUGUACUAUGGGAUAGUCCUCGACCUGCAGAACCUGGGGAGUGACAUCUUCCUCCUCCAGGUUCUUUUCAGAGCUGUGGACCUCCUGGCCCGGGCCAUCACCACCUUCCUGCUCAGGUUCUUCGGCCGCCGCACGACCUUGGCCAGCUCCCUGGCCAGGGCUGGCCUUGCCAUUUUGGCCAACGUGCUGGUCCCGCAAGACCUGCAGACCCUGCGUGUGGUCUUCGCUGUGCUGGGACAGGCGUGUUUUGGACUCAGCUUAACCUGCAUCAAGAUUUACAAGCCGGAACUCUUCCCAACUUCACUGCAGGAGAUAAUAGCAGAAGGCUUCUUGCACUCAGCAGCUCAGCUGGGGUCUGUGAUGGGCCCGCUGUUCAGGACAACCCCCCAGGUCCUGCCCCUGCUGCCCCCGCUCUCCUACUGCAUCCCCAUCGCGGCCAGCCUCAUUGUCCUCUUCCUCCCGGAGACCAGGGGUCUUCCACUCCCUGACACCAUCCAGGACCUGGAGAGACAGAGGUCAGCAGCAGCCAGGGGUGGCCAGCAAGAGGUGGUCAUUACGGAAAGCACCUGGUUUUAG
This is a messenger RNA of Dama dama (fallow deer), 1662 nucleotides long. It is a transcript of the gene SLC22A11, whose product is annotated as solute carrier family 22 member 11. The record is from RefSeq and is a predicted model, not a curated record. Gene Ontology annotation, molecular function: transmembrane transporter activity. NCBI's taxonomy places the organism in Eukaryota, Metazoa, Chordata, Mammalia, Artiodactyla, Cervidae. Gene Ontology annotation, biological process: transmembrane transport. Gene Ontology annotation, cellular component: membrane.